This is a messenger RNA of Closterium sp. Yama58-4, 4551 nucleotides long. Lineage: Eukaryota; Viridiplantae; Streptophyta; Zygnematophyceae; Desmidiales; Closteriaceae. The record is from the annotation of a GenBank genome assembly.
AUGAUGGAUCCAGUGGCGGGUUUGGAUCCUGGCGGUGCAGCGACAACCAUGGCUGCUGAGGUGAUAAAUUCUCCGCAGAGACGUUUGGAUUUGAACCUGCCUACCGACGAACUUCAAACUAAAUCCGGCGUUGCUCAGUUACCGUUAGAUGCUGUACGUGGAACGCCCGAUGCUGCUCAUGGACCGUCAGAUGCUGAACAGGGACCGACGGAUGCUGCAGGACCGUCAGAUGCUGCUCAGGUUCCUUCGGAUAAUGUGCGGCUGUUGGAUGCAGCACACCGACCGUCAGUUCAGGCGGCCGAUGCCUGUCAAGUGAAAGUCGAGGCAUCUGAAGCGAAGCAGCAGACCGAAUUGACUGAGAAACAUCACGACGCGAGUUCGCAACAGCCUGUAGAAUCGGAGAAACAUGAACAGGAUCGGGGUUCUAACGCACCUUCGGUGGCCGAUGUCUGCCAGAUGAAGUUUGAGGCAUCUGAAGAGAAGCAGCAGACCGAUUUGGACGAAAAUUAUCAUCAGCGAUAUUUACAGCAGCGUGAAGCAUCGGAGAAGCAUGAUCAGGAUCAGGGGUCUAAAGCACCUGAGGAAACUGAGCAAAACCCUGAAGCUCCUGAAAACCCUGUUCAGGAGUCCAAACCAACUGAGAAGCCUGAUCAGGGCCCUGAAGCACCUGAGGAGCCGGAUCAUGAUUUUGACACAGCCAGCCGGCGUAAUCAGCAGCCUCAUGCGUCUGUAAAGCCUACUGCGCAGCUCGAAGCAGCUGAGCCUACAGCCGUGGCCGAUUCGCCUGCUGAAAUGUCCAAUCAACAGUCGGAUUCCAUCGACAAGCCUAUUGCCGCAAAGCCUGCUGAACAUCUCGAAGCAGCCGAACGUACUGCAGCAGCUAAUACGCCUGCUCAGCAUCCUGAUGCUGCUGAAACGUCUAAUCAACGGCCGGAUUCCAUCGACAAGCCUACUGCCGAGAAGCCCAUGGAGCAACCUGCCACGCCUCUUGAUGAAGUGGGGAGGAAUUCCUCGCAGACGGAAGCUGAUGGUGAACCCGCUCAGCAUGUGGAUGCAGCUGAGCAAUCUGCUGAGGAGGCUGACACGCCUACAGAACAGUUUGUCGCACCCGACAUGUCCUUGCAGCCGUCUGAUACAACUGCUAAGAAGUCUCAGCAGAUGGAAGCUGAUGUUAAUCCCGCUCGGCAUAUGAAUGCCGAUCAAAUUGUUGGGCAUGCCGACAAGCCCACUGAGCAGUCUGAAUCACCGGACAAGCCCGCUGGUCCUGGCGAGGCUGUUGAUACUCUUUCUGAGCAGCCAAUAGCAGCUGAGCCUACUGAGCCUGCUGAGAAGCCGGGUGGGGCGAGGAGAGGGAGAGGUGGGAGGCGGGGCGGUGGGAAGGGGGAUGGCGGGAGUGAGAGCGGGAUGAGCGCGGAAGGGGAGGGGGAAACUGAGGUGGAGAGUAAGGCAAAAGGGGCGGGAGGGGGGGUGGGAGGUGCGGGAGGUGAGGAGGGCGAAGGGGAAGGGAAGAGUCUGGUGCUGGAGCGGAUUAGUGAGUGGGAGGAGAGGAUAAUGGAGGUGGAAGAGGAGGAGCAGGAGGAGGAGGAGGUGCGACGGGCGAAAGAGAGGGCCAAGGCGAGGGCUGAGGAGAAGGCUAAGCAGGAGCGCAAGGAUAAGGGAAAGGAGAAGGCCCUCUCCUUGGAGAAGGCUAGAAGCCCGAAGGCUGGGCGGAAGGGAGGUGGGAGGGGUAAGCAUGGGCGGGCGAGUGAGGAGGAAGGGAGUGUGGCGGGUGGUGGGGGGGAGGAGGAGGAGGGGAAAGGGAUCGAGUAUGGAAGGGGUGAAGGGGAGACGAGUAAGCGGAAGGGGAGUAAGGAGGGGAGGAAGGAGGGUGGGGUGGAGGAGAGGGGGGAGGGCGCGGGAGGAGAGAGGGAGGGGGGACGGCGCAAGGAGGGGCAGGUGAAUGUGUACGUGAGGAGGAGGAAGAGGGCGGGAGGCGUGGGGGAGGGGCAGACGACACCGUCAGGAAGCAAUCUUGAUGCUGCCAUGUGCUAUGAGACUAGCAAGGCUGUUAUAAGCCAAGAGGCGGGUUCAGGGGGAGGAGUGAAGGACGCAGAUGCAGCACAAGUGAUCAGGGAAGGUGGAGAAGGAGGGGUGGAAGCAGAGGCAGGCGUGAGUGGUGGAGUGGUUGGGGAGGAGAAGGAGCUGGAGGGUGCUGAGGCUGCUGGUGCUGCUGUGGGGUGUGAUGAACAACUGGAGGAGAGAGGGGAGGAGGAGGUGGUUCCUGGGCAAGGGGGGACCUUUGGGGAGGUGGAGAGGGAGAGAAGGGAGAAGGUGGCGAGGGAGACAGAGGAAAGGGAGAAGGAGGGGAGGGAGAAAGAGGAGGGGGAGAAGGAAGAGGCGAUGAGGGAGGAGCUGGAAAGGGGGAGGAGGGAGAAGGAAGCACGAGAAAAUAAAGCAAGGGAAGCACGAGAAAAGGAAGCAAGGGAGAAAGAAGAGGCGAUGAGGGAGGAACUCGAGAAAGAGAGGCGGGAGAAGGAGGCAGCAAUGCGAGAGCUGCAGCGGAUGAGGGCGGAGAUGAAGUGGCAGAUGGAACUGAUGCAGCAGCAGGUGGUGCGCGCUAGAAGGUUUUCAAGCUACAAAAACUCUGUGCGUGCUGCCAUGGCCAUGGCUGCACAGCUGCGGCACACAUCGAGAACCAAGGUUGCCCGCGCUAAAGCUCUGGCGGAAGCUCGAAGCAGAACCCGGGCAUUUAAACUUCCUGCAGCUGAGGAAGCUGGGGGCUCGGGCAGGAAGAAACGAUCACCCAGUAAGCAGAGGAAGGAAAUGGAAGCGUUGCAAGUGUCCGAGCGGGGAGGGGUUGGAGAGGAGAGACGAGGCUGGGAUAUAGUGAUGGAUGAAGGAGAAGAGAAGGGCAAGAGGGCGGGUGUGGAAAGGGGAAGGAAGAUUCAAGCGGAAGGGAGGAAGCAGAAGGAAGAUUUUUCUGAGGAGGAGGGGGAAGAGGAAGGAGAUUCGCCGUGGGAAGAAGGGCCGGAGUGGGAGGAGAGGGGAGGGGAUGAGGAACGUGAGGAGGGAGAGGAGGAGGAAGGUGAGGAGGGAGAGGAGAGUGGGGAGGAGGGAAUCCCUUUGACUCGCAGUGUGCAACGAGAGGCGUCGUUUAAAUCGUGGGUAAAAGCAGACACUAAGUCGUCUGGGGGUAUUGCAAAGGCGGACUCAAGGUUGUCUGGGGGUACUGCUGCUUACAGCGGAGGGGGUUUGAAAGGAAGUGUGCAGGGAGUUGGUUGUGCAGGAAAGGGGGUUGAAGAGGAGGGGGAGGUGGAUCUGAGGCAGGUGAAUCUGGCUGGUGCUCUAGACCGGGCGUGGGAGCAGGAGGAAGGGGAGAAAGAGGAGGGGGAGGAGAUGGCAAGGGAGCAGAGGAGGAAGAAGAGAGGGCGUGGGGGAGAUGAAGUGGAGGAAGGGAGAAGGGAAGAAGCACGGGAAGAUGGAGGGGAGGAGAGGGGAGAGAGUGAUAGUGGGAGUAGCUCAGAGGAAGGUGGGAGUGCGGCGAGUAUGCGGGGAUCGUCGGAUUCACCUGGAUCGGACGGUGGAGAGGGGUUUAGCUUUGAUGACGUGGUGACACGUGCUGGGAUUCUACAGGAUGGAGGGGUGAAGCGUGUGGGUGUGGGGGCACGGGUGGAGGGCGAGAGUGACCAGGCGAGAAUGCGUGAGAGAGAUGGUGGUGGUGGUGUGAAUGAGGGUUUAGAUGUGGAGAUUAAGGGGGCUGCUGGUGGUGGGUUGGGAGAAGAAGGGGAAGAGAGGGGUGUGGAGGUGGAGGGGGGUGAUGAGAGAGAGGAAGGGGAGAUAUUUCCUGGAAGAAACCGAUUCGUCUCGUUUGCGAUGGGAUUCUUUCUGGUGCUGCUUGUACUGCUUGUGCUUCCACCGAAUCCCUCGAGAGUUGCGACCGUCGCCGCGGUGCCGCUGCGGGACUUUCGUGGCAGUAGGCGAAUUGGGGUUACAACUCGUGCGAGUGAGGUUGAGGUUCUUGCUCCGGCGGGUGAUGGUUCUGGUAACGCCAGCAGCAACACGCCUCUUCCCAUGGCGGGGAUUUUUGGCGACCUUCAGAGCCCAGCGGCAUCCAGCUAUUCCAUGUUCGUGCAAGCCAUGGCGUCCCUUCAGCCGCCCAUGGACUAUGCUGCUUUCUUGAACGGCGCUGUGGGCAUGGCCAAUGGCAUCACCAUCCUCGCACCUUCCAAUGCCGCCUUCCAGGUCCUCGGCCCAUACACCUCAUGCCUCGCCAACUACUCACGUUCCGGGCCCAUGCUAGCCACCCUUCUCAACCACCACAUUCUCUACGGCAACUUCCCGGAAUCCGCGCUCUUUGACGGGCAGCGAUAUUUCACCCUUGCUAACACGAAUGUGCUCGUCACCCGAACGGCAACGGGGUUGACUGUGGACGGCGCGAAGGUGGUUGAGCCGAAUAAAUUCGCGGGGUAUAACGGCGUCGUGCAUGGAAUAGACCGGGUUUUGUUUCCGCCAGGGAUAACUCCCUCGCUGUACACAAUUUGCAACCAGACUGGACAGGGUCUGGCAGUGUAG